CCUGGCCCAUUACUUGCUGCACACGCUAGCUUCCCUUACCAGCGACAGAAGAAGAGAGACCAUCCAAUCCAAACCUCGAUCAUCAUCUUCUUCUUCAUCGAAACCCUAAUCCGGCAAAACCAACCGUUCCGUAGAAUCAGGAAAGAUGGUUCUAGCGCAGCUAGGAGGGAGCAUUUCCCGUGCUCUCCAGCAGAUGAACAAUGCCACGGUGAUCGACGAGAAAGUCCUCAACGAAUGUCUCAAUGAAAUCACCCGAGCUCUCCUUCAAUCCGAUGUCCAAUUCAAGCUCGUUCGAGACAUGCAGACCAACAUCAAGAAGAUCGUCAAUCUCCAAGACCUCGCCGCCGGUCACAACAAACGCAAAAUCAUCCAACAAGCUGUGUUUAGCGAACUCUGCAAAAUGUUGGAUCCUGGAAAGUCCUCUUUUGUUCCCCAAAAAGGAAAACCAAGUGUUGUCAUGUUUGUUGGUUUACAAGGUUCUGGAAAAACUACAACAUGUACGAAAUAUGCGCAUCAUUAUCAGAAGAAAGGAUGGAAGCCAGCUUUAGUGUGUGCAGAUACAUUUAGAGCGGGAGCAUUUGAUCAAUUGAAGCAAAAUGCAACUAAGGCUAAGAUCCCUUUUUAUGGAAGCUAUCAGGAGUCAGACCCUGUCAAAAUUGCCGUGGAAGGUGUGGAGAGAUUCAAGGAAGAAAACUGUGAUCUUAUAAUUGUUGAUACCAGUGGGCGGCACAAACAAGAAGUAGCUCUUUUUGAAGAAAUGCGCCAAGUUUCGGAAGCAACGAAACCAGAUCUUGUUAUAUUUGUUAUGGAUAGCAGUAUUGGUCAGGCUGCUUUUGAUCAGGCCCAAGCAUUUAAACAGAGUGUUGCUGUUGGAGCUGUAAUUAUCACCAAAAUGGAUGGCCAUGCCAAGGGUGGUGGCUCUCUUAGCGCUGUAGCAGCAACAAAGAGUCCUGUCAUAUUCAUAGGAACUGGUGAACAUAUGGACGAGUUUGAAGUUUUUGAAGCUAAACCAUUUGUUAGACGUCUAUUAGGCAUGGGUGACUGGUCUGGGUUUAUGGACAAAAUUCAUGAAGUUGUUCCAACGGAUCAACAGCCUGAAUUGGUUCAAAAGCUGUUAGAAGGGAACUUCACCUUGAGGCUUAUGUAUGAGCAAUUUCAGAACUUCCUUCAAUUGGGUCCUACCAGCCAGGUAGUUUCUAUGCUUCCAGGAGUUCCUUCUGAGUUAAUGUCAAAAGGCUGCGACCAGGCAAAAUUUAAGCGUUACAUGACAAUAAUGGAUUCAAUGACAAAUGAAGAGUUGGAUAGUUCAAACCCAAAGCUUAUGAAUGAAUCACGUAUGAUGCGAAUAGCCCGAGGUGCAGGUCGUCAAGUUAGGGAAGUGUUGGACAUGAUGGAAGUGUACAAACGUUUUGCAAAGACAUUUAAAACCACAAUGAAAGGGCUUAACAUACCAAAGAAUGGUAACAAGAGUGCCCUAUCUCGAAAAAUGAAUGCACAAAACAUGGGCAAAGCCUUCCCUCCACAGUUGCUCAACCAAAUUGGUGGCAUGGGCGGGUUACAAAACUUAAUGAAGCAGAUGGGAACUUCUAAAGACAUGAUGGGAAUGUUUAGUGGUGGCGGUAAAUAGUUGAGUAGGCAGGACUUAACAGCGGGGAUUUAUUCCUGAUGACAGCUUCGGACAUAUAAGUAUGUUUUGCAGGUGAUGCAGUUUGACGGUGUCAGAUUUGUUAUCUGCAAAAGUCUGAAUUGGAUGCUAGUCUCUUUUUUUUGUAAAGUUGAUUUUUUUUUUUCCUUUGUGUAUAUAACUUGUUUAAUCUUAGCUAGCAUAAUCCAAGUAAUCAUGUUAUAAAUGAGAAUGAGAAUUUUCUAUAAUUGAGUGAAACUGGAAACAAAAGCUA
Molecule: messenger RNA, 1898 nt
Organism: Vicia villosa (hairy vetch)
Lineage: Eukaryota; Viridiplantae; Streptophyta; Magnoliopsida; Fabales; Fabaceae
Product: signal recognition particle subunit SRP54 2-like
Exons: 9
Coding region: 146-1627 (493 amino acids)
Biological process (GO): SRP-dependent cotranslational protein targeting to membrane; SRP-dependent cotranslational protein targeting to membrane, translocation
Cellular component (GO): cytosol; signal recognition particle, endoplasmic reticulum targeting
Molecular function (GO): 7S RNA binding; GTP binding; endoplasmic reticulum signal sequence receptor activity
Source: RefSeq, a predicted model, not a curated record